AUGCUGGCGACGAGUACCCGGUUCCAAAGCUUCGGGCAAGAGGAAGCGGCUGUCACGAAGCCCGAGGUGAAAGCCAAGGAGGAGAAGCAAGGCUCCAAAGAGGCGCGGAGAGCCAUGAUCGAGAAGAGCACAGUCUUCGAAGCUUUGAUGUCGCACAUCCAGAAUGCCUUGGAGACCCCUGCGCUUCAGUCGGCUGCUUUGCAGCUCCUCCGCCGAGUCCUGCUGAGGAACCGAGUACUCAACGCCGCUGUGUACGAGUGUAUCGAUGCGAUCGGUGACAUCAUGAUCACUGGCUCAGACAAACGCACCGCGCAGCAAUGUGCCCAGAUCUUCGUGGACUUUAUGCUGGACUAUCCGCACGAGCACAAGGCAAUGCAGCUCCGCAUCACGCACCUCCUGAAAAACUUGGGCUAUGCUGAGGAGGGUGGACGCCGUGCUGCCUUGAACUGCCUCUACCUCGUGGUUCUCCAUUUCCCUGAGGUGGAGCUGUCGACGAAAUGGGGCAGCUUGAUCUUUGCUGCAACAGCAGCGCGCCUUCCACAG
Molecule: messenger RNA, 543 nt
Organism: Symbiodinium sp. CCMP2456
Lineage: Eukaryota; Dinophyceae; Suessiales; Symbiodiniaceae
Source: the annotation of a GenBank genome assembly